Quercus robur (English oak) is the source of this 585-nucleotide messenger RNA. RefSeq lists its product as uncharacterized. The transcript has a single exon. The record is from RefSeq and is a predicted model, not a curated record. NCBI's taxonomy places the organism in Eukaryota, Viridiplantae, Streptophyta, Magnoliopsida, Fagales, Fagaceae. Bases 1 to 585 code for a protein of 194 amino acids.
AUGGGAGGAAAUCCCUUAAGGCGCAACCAAAGCCUCCAUUGCCAAUACCACCAAGUGCGGGGGCAUACCACCGAGAACUACAAAACUCUAUGGAACCAUCUGGAGCAACUAGUUAAAAAGAGAAGGUUACAACAGUUUUUAUAUCGGCCUAACAGGCAAGGAGACCAAUUAAGGUCAGGGGCUCAAGGGAAUGCUUCUUUAAGACCCCUAUUAGGCACAAUUAAUGUCAUCUUUGCUGCACCUGAGAGAACUGGUUCUUAUCUUUCUAGGGUGAUGUCUGUAGCUCGGCUACCAGCCGAGGACUCUAAUUCUAAGCCAAAGAAGGCUAGAGUGGAGAUCCGACUGGCGUUGAGUUUUUCGGACAAAGAUAAGAUUGGAACCAUCCAGCCACAUGAUGAUGCUUUAGUGGUCACCCUCAGAAUAGGAGGGUAUGAUGUAAAAAGGGCGAUGGUAGACCAAGGCAGUGAUAUAAAGAUUAUGUACCCUGAUUUGUAUAGAGGGCUAAACUUAAAGCCUGAGGAUCUGAUAGCCUAUGAUUCACCUUUGGUAAGUUUUGAUGGGAAAGUUGUCAUCCCAAAGAGUUAG